AUGGCGUGCUACAGCCCCUGCGUGCCCGCUGCCUGCGGCGCCACCCCGCUUGCCAACAGCUGCAACGAGCCCUGCGUCCUGCGGUGCGCCGACUCCAGCGUUGCCAUCCAGCCCUCGCCAGUCGUGGUGACGCUGCCGGGCCCAAUCCCCGCUGCGGGCCCCACCGCUGCGGCUGCCGUAUGCGGCUCCCUCAGCGCUGCCAGUGUGCCCAUCGCUUCGGGGGGCUCCCUGGGGCUGGGGGGCUUUGGGUGGGCCGGCUGGGGCCGUGGGCUCUGCGGGCCUCUGGGGCGCGGCCGUCUCUUAUGCUGA
Molecule: messenger RNA, 309 nt
Organism: Apaloderma vittatum (bar-tailed trogon)
Lineage: Eukaryota; Metazoa; Chordata; Aves; Trogoniformes; Trogonidae
Product: beta-keratin-related protein-like
Exons: 1
Coding region: 1-309 (102 amino acids)
Cellular component (GO): intermediate filament
Molecular function (GO): structural constituent of cytoskeleton
Source: RefSeq, a predicted model, not a curated record